AUCAGUAAUUACAUAAUGUCCUCCAAACUUGUCACCAUAGUCGCCGGGGUCGGUGCUGGUACCGGAGCCUCAGUUGCCAGAAAGUUCGCAAAAACAUAUCCUGUGGUUCUUCUAGCCAGGAAUCCAGAGAACUUUGAAUCGCUGGCUAAAGAAAUUAACUCGUCAGGUGGAAAAGCGUUAGGUAUCAGUACAGACAUCUCGGAUUCGAGUAGCGUCAAGAAGGCCAUAGAGACGAUCAAGAAAGAAUUUGGGGACGAUGUUGGCGCUUCUGCGGCCAUCUUCAACGCCAGUGGUGGUUUUCUCCGCAAAUCCUUCCUCGAAUUGCCCGAAGAUGUCUUCACCACGUCUAUGAACGUGAGCGCAACUGGCGGAUUCCUGUUUUCACAAGCAACUCUCCCUUUGCUAUUGAAGGGCGUUGAACAGAAAUCCGAGCAUCCACCUUCAUUGAUAUUCACGGGCGCAACGGCCUCGGUGAAAAGCAAUGCGCGCAUGGCGUCGUUCGCACCAGGCAAAUGGGCCCUGCGCGCGCUAUCCCAGAGUCUGGCAAGAGAAUUCGGACCGCAAGGCAUUCACGUCUCACAUGCGAUAAUAGAUGGGGUUAUUGACAUCCCACGGACACGGGAGUUGUUAAAGGACUUGGGCCCUGAGGCCAAAUUGUCUGCGGACGGAAUUGCAAACGACUACUGGUGGCUUCAUACGCAGCCAAGGACAAACUUCACCUGGGAAAUAGAUCUAAGGCCUGCUGUGGAGAAGUGGUAG
Periconia digitata is the source of this 759-nucleotide messenger RNA. The record is from the annotation of a GenBank genome assembly. NCBI's taxonomy places the organism in Eukaryota, Fungi, Ascomycota, Dothideomycetes, Pleosporales, Periconiaceae.